This is a messenger RNA of Cylindrotheca closterium, 402 nucleotides long. The record is from the annotation of a GenBank genome assembly. NCBI's taxonomy places the organism in Eukaryota, Bacillariophyta, Bacillariophyceae, Bacillariales, Bacillariaceae.
AUGGAGCAAUACCAAAGGGCGCUUGAGAUCAAAUUAAAGGCACUUGGACCGGACCAUUCCUCAACUGCAAUAGGAUAUGACAGCAUUGGAAACCUCUUCAGAGAUCAAGGCAAGUUCGAGGACGCAAUGGAGCAAUAUCAAAGGGCGCUUGAGAUCAGAUUGAAGGCACUUGGACCCGACCAUUCCUCAAUUGCAUCGACAUGUCACUGUAUUGGAAACGUCCUAAGCGAUCAAGGCAAGCACGAGGAGGCAAUGGAGCAAUACCAAAGGGCGCUUGAGAUCAAAUUGAAGGCACUUGGACCGGACCAUUCCUCGACGGCAAUAACAUAUCACAGCAUUGGAAACCUCUUACACAAGCAAGGCAAGUACGAGGACGCAAUGGAGCAAUACCAAAUCGCUUGA